GUAACUAGUUUCGAGGCAUUAACGACUCGCGGAAUGACGUUGGAGGAACGUCAGGAUACAAAGUUACAUGGUGGAGACACUGAUGGCCACAGUGCCGAUUUCUUGCUGGUGUCACGCUGGUUGCUGAUCCAAAAUCUUUGUAUAAUAUGCCAGGAAACAGACAAAACGACUUUACAUAUAUUAAUGUCUCUGAUAUAUAUUCACCCAGUGGAUUAAUUAAUGAAAAUAUCACUCAGCAGUUUUUGGGUAACAUCAUGGUUCUGCAUGAGCUGUUAUGUUAUAUUAUAUUAUAAAUAACAUCAUAAACUCACAAUGUUUCAAAAGCUAUAUUCUGCUUCUGUUAUCAGUGGUCUGAUUGGUCGUAGCUGGGCCAUGUUAUUUGCCAGUGUUGGCUACAGUGUAUACAUUUAUGACAUUGACAAGAAUCAAAUCUCAUCUGCUUUGAAUGAUAUUAAAGAACAGACCAAGAUUCUGGAAGAAAAGAAACUUCUUCGAGGAAAACUGUCAGCAAGUCAGCAGUUUGCGCUUAUUAAAGGAACCACACAUCUUGAGGAAGCCAUAAAGGGAGCAACAUUGGUGCAAGAAUGUGUCCCAGAGAGACUGGACCUCAAGAGGAUUGUGUACCAGGAUGUGGACAAGUUUAUGGAUGACAAUACCAUACUGUCCAGCUCAACAAGCACAUUCCUCCCCUCCAGGCUGUCUGAAGGACUCACACACAAAAACCAGUUCAUAGUGUCACACCCUGUGAACCCACCAUAUUAUGUGCCAUUGGUGGAGGUGGUACCAGCACCAUGGACAGAAGCAUCAGUCAUUACAAAGACCCGUGAAAUUAUGAAGGAAAUUGGGCAGGUUCCUGUCUGCCUCAACAGAGAGAUUGAAGGGUUUGCCCUUAACAGAAUUCAGUACUGCAUUUUAAAUGAAGUAUGGAGACUGGUUUCUGAUGGAAUUCUGAAUGUUGAGGACAUUGACAAUGUCAUGUCUGAAGGUUUGGGCAUGCGAUAUGCUUUCCUGGGACCAUUAGAGACUGCUCACCUCAAUGCUGAGGGUAUGGAAAGCUACUGCGAUCGCUACAGCAAGACAAUUUAUGAUGUGAGUGUGACAUCAGGUCCAGUGCCAAAGUUUGAAGGUCCACUUGUAAAAGAAAUCAACAGACAACUUUGUACUAAAGUACCGAUUGAGACACUGCCGGAACGCCGAGCAUGGAGGGAUGACUGCCUCACCAAGCUGUCCAUUCUCAAGAAACAGAUGAACAACUAAACAGUGCCAUACCAGACACUCUCUACACUUUGCAAUAUGCACUAUCAUUCAACUACAUAUACUGUGCAGUAAAUUGAUGUUAAAAUUUUGUACUUAAAAAAGUAGCAAAUAAAUAUUCUUCAAAAGUCA
Zootermopsis nevadensis is the source of this 1386-nucleotide messenger RNA. RefSeq names its product beta Hydroxy acid dehydrogenase 1 (gene Had1). Lineage: Eukaryota; Metazoa; Arthropoda; Insecta; Blattodea; Termopsidae. Gene Ontology annotation, molecular function: L-gulonate 3-dehydrogenase activity; NAD+ binding. The record is from RefSeq and is a predicted model, not a curated record. Gene Ontology annotation, biological process: fatty acid metabolic process.